This is a messenger RNA of Exophiala spinifera, 975 nucleotides long. RefSeq lists its product as uncharacterized. NCBI's taxonomy places the organism in Eukaryota, Fungi, Ascomycota, Eurotiomycetes, Chaetothyriales, Herpotrichiellaceae. The transcript has 2 exons. The record is from RefSeq and is a predicted model, not a curated record. Gene Ontology annotation, biological process: hydrogen peroxide catabolic process; response to hydrogen peroxide. Bases 1 to 975 code for a protein of 324 amino acids. Gene Ontology annotation, cellular component: cytoplasm; peroxisome; mitochondrion. Gene Ontology annotation, molecular function: heme binding; catalase activity.
AUGCCUCUAUCCACCAACGAAAAGACCAACGAGACGGCGGCCACCUUGGUCAAGACUCUCCAAGGAGCAUUUCAUACUCCUCCAGGCUACAGACCAGCCCAUGCCCGAGGCAUCCUCCUUACCGGCACAUUUACUCCCACGCCCGAAGCCGGCAGCCUCAGCAAAGCAGUACAUUUCACCCAGCCAUCGACGCCGGUUCUGGUGCGCUUCUCCAACUCGACCGGCCUUCCUCAGAUCCCGGACAAUGCCAACGACGCCAAUCCUCGCGGCAUGGCCGUGCGAUUCACGCUGCCCGAGGUCAACGGGCGCCGACAACACACCGACAUCAUCACGCACUCGACUCCUUUCUUCCCCGUGCGCACGGGUGAAGGCUUCCUCGAGCUCCUCGGCGCCAUCGGAGCGUCAUCUGCCCCCGACGCGCCCAAGUCGCCGUCGCCCAUCGAGGCGUUUCUAGCCAAGACGCCGUCGGCAAAGGCGUUCGUCGAGGCGCCCAAGCCCACGCCCGCCAGCUUCGCGACGGAAAACUACUUCGGCGUCAACGCGUUCAAGCUGGUCUCGGCCGACGGCAAGGCCACAUUCGUACGGUACCGCAUCACGGCCGACGCCGGCGCGGCACACCUGUCCGACGACGAGGCGAAGGCCAAGGACCCGGCGUUCCUGCACAACGAGAUCCAGACGCGCAUCAUCGACGGCGGCGCCAGCUUCACCUUGUCCGCCCAGGUUGCGAACGAAGGCGACACCACGGACGACGCGACGGUGCGGUGGCCCGAGGAGGGCCACGAGCUCGUCAAACUCGGCUCGAUCAAGCUCGAGGCCAUCGCCGACGACAAUGACGAGAAACAGCGAACCAUCAUCUACGACCCCGUGCCGAGGGUCGAGGGCGUCGAGGCCAGCGACGACCCUUUGAUCGACAUGAGAGCUAGCAUUUAUUUGGUUUCGGGACGGGAGAGGAGAGCUGCUGGGCCCCAUCACUAA